This is a messenger RNA of Psilocybe cubensis, 561 nucleotides long. RefSeq lists its product as uncharacterized. The transcript has 4 exons. The record is from RefSeq and is a predicted model, not a curated record. Bases 1 to 561 code for a protein of 186 amino acids. Lineage: Eukaryota; Fungi; Basidiomycota; Agaricomycetes; Agaricales; Agrocybaceae.
AUGCCUUUCACUUUCUCCCUCAAACAAAUCGUCGUUGGCGGGCUUCUUCUGUUUGCCUCCGCAGAAGCAGCUGUAAUCAGCAGUUCCCAUGCUCAGUACACGGUCGUCAACAAUUGUCCCGAUGCUAUUCUCGUGCGAAAUAACGACACCAACUCGACUCUCGCAGCUGGAUCCUCUAUCACUAAGACGCUUCCAAUCAACAACGCUGGCACAUUUGUAGGAAGCACUCCUGGGUUUGGUGCUAUAUCCGGUUUGAUUGCAGGAUUCCAAGCACCAAGUACCUACUACAUUGCCAAACUCAGCAGAACACCAGUCUUCUAUGGAGUCAGCAUCGCACCAAGCACAGUUCCCGCUACCCCUAAUAGCGAGGCACUGUGCAGUAAGGCCAGAUGUGAUAACGUAGACUGCGCCGACGCCUUGCCCAACCUCCUGCAGGAGUUGUCAACCCUACCUUUCCCGGACAUACAUGCCCUGGGAAUGAUGUAUCUUACACGAUUAUCUUCUGCCCAUCUGGAAAUUUUAACAACAACAAUCUAUAAGUUCCAGAAUGUAGUUGGGUGA